AUGGGCAACAUGGCACUGGCGGGGAUCCCCCCCGAAAUUACGAUCGAGAUGAAUCUGGAUUGGUCCGAAUUCCCGCCUUGGAGCGUAAUGUGGGUUGGGUUGUACUUGGAUAUGAUAUGCACACCUCUUCAAUGUGCUUGGCGAAAUUAUGUCCCUUUCGGACUGGCUGAUCCAGGGGGGUGGUUAUCAGAACAAUACGCAGCUAGCAAUAUUGUGAACAUGCUGGACACGCCAUUAACCUUUGAGGCAUUUCAAGCAAAAAAGGGCUUCGAUGUCACACCUGGCUCUGGUUUUUUUGCUGGAUGGCAAGACUUUAACCAAUGGUCCCAAUCAGCAUAUGAGUACGCAUUCCACACGCCCUCAACUUCCUUUUCAAAUCUAUUCACCCCUACCGCACUGGUGACGGUGGCUUUGCUGGUCAUGCUUUUCAAAGGCUUCAAGGCAGUGGUUAUGCCCCGAUUUCAAUCCAUUGGACGCUCGCUUGCUAGGUCAGCACAUGGAGACGAGUGGGUCGAACAGAAUGACGAACGAAUUUAUAAAUUUGGGGAGUACGUCUAUCGGCUGGUGUAUCACUCUUCCAUCAGCAUUGCCGCCUUGUACUUCUACUUUCACGCUCCUUGGUGGGAUGAAAGCCGGGGCGGCACUAUCAAUUUUUAUAAAGGAUUUCCCUUCGAUCCUGUGUCUCCUGCCAUGACGUGGUACUAUGUGUUUCAGGCUGCCUACAAUGUGGAUGCCAUGAUCAGUUUGCUACAAAUAUCCUUCAAUGUCACUUUGUUUCCCAGCGAUUCUGUUUUUCCCAUAUCGGUUGGCUGGUCGGAAACUGUCCGAGGUGAUUUCAACGAAAUGAUGGCGCAUCACAUUGCUACCAAUGCCCUGAUUUAUCUAUCAUCCUAUUUUGCCCAAACACGAAUUGGCUCGGCGGUUUUCUGGAUGCAUGAUAUCUCGGACGUCCCAGUGGAUCUGUGCAAACUUGCCAAUUUUGUCAAGUGGAAGUCAGCCACGGUUUUUGCCUUUAUCUUUCUGAACUUGGUCUGGGCGUACACUCGCUUGGGUGUUCUUCCCUUCACCAUAUUGAGAUCACUCCACUCGGAAUCUUACGAAACAAUACGGGGUGCGGAUAGAAUGAACGUGGCCUACUACGCCUUCCAACCAAUGUUCAUGGGACUGUUGAUGGUCCUUGUUAUCCUUCAUUCUGUAUGGUUCUCCAUGUUUAUCAAAAUGGGAUACAUACUGGCAACCAAGGGAGAAACCCACGACAUCACAGAACACAAAAAGGGAGAAAAGCAAGACGUUCCCAAUGGCAAUGGUGUUCCCAACGGCAAUGGCGUUCCCAAUGGCAACGGUGUUGCGGUCAACGGCAACAUCAAAAAGACCAACUAG
Molecule: messenger RNA, 1380 nt
Organism: Seminavis robusta
Lineage: Eukaryota; Bacillariophyta; Bacillariophyceae; Naviculales; Naviculaceae
Source: the annotation of a GenBank genome assembly